AUAUGGUAAUUUUAAACCAAUCGCCUUUAGGCAUAAGGCCGUUUGAAAAUGUUUUAGGAAGUACUUGUCAGCAUUGUAGCGGAUGUAAACAAACGUAGCUUAGCAAGCUUAGCUCUGUUGCAACGGUAUAGGACUUUAACAAACGUGCAGUGCUGUUUAUAUCGCGAUAGCCUUUAUAUCCGAAAACAGUUCGUUAUAGUUUCACGUUUUCGUAGAAAACGAGUUCAUAUUUAGCUAGCUAACUUAGCUUUUAAACAAGAACAGGUAACAGGGCUCAGCUAGUGUGCAUUCUAACAUAAGCGUGAAAAUACCUCAAAUCACAGUGGACUUCGGUUUAUGAUGUAUGUUAAAAAGUAGUUACCGUUUGCGUGAUAAGAGGACUAGGACCUAUAUACCGAAAGCGUUACACAAGUAGUAAACAGGCUAACGCUAGCUAGCUAGCUAGCAGCCAGACAGGAGCAGGUUAUUCUUUUUAGUGCAUUGUGAGACUGUCACACGCUGCUGACUCUUCUCUUUUUGUUCUAUAUAAAGCACGACCCCGUGUUUUGUAAGGAGUUGUAAAAUACGUCUUAAACUGCUACAAUGUCUACUUCAAAUUUCAAGAAUAAGUGUGUGACCCAAGUCAACUGUAUAUACUGUGACAGUCUUCUGUGUAUGAGAGGGAUGAAAGCAGUACUGUUAGCCGAUACGGAAAUCGAGUUGUUCUCAACGGAUAUACCACCAAACAGGACGGUUGAUUUUGUAGCAAGCUGUUAUUCCACAGAGAGCUGCAAAUGCAAGUUAAGAGACAUUGCAUGUUUAAAAUGUGGGAAUGUUGUGGGAUAUCACGUGGUUGCUCCGUGUAAGCCCUGCUUGCUCUCCUGCAACAAUGGACACUUCUGGAUGUUUAACAGUGAGGCUGUGUCAACCAUCAAUAGACUGGAUGCAACAGGGCAGAACCUGCUGCUGUGGGGAGAUCUACCUGAACUGGAGGGUAGUGAUGAUGAUGAGAGUCUGGACAGCAUUUCAGAAGAAGAGUACCUCAGAUAGAAGCGCAGAUGUCCAAAGGACAGGAAAUUUGACAGUAGUGAACUUGUAACUUUCACCCACGCAAAUUUAGAUUUUAAGCACAUUGUCCAGUUUUUAGAUGAAUGGAAAACAAACGAAAAAGUCUGUCUAGCAUCCCAGCCUUCAAUCUUGAUUUGCAGUACAAGUUACAAUUUGUAAUGGUUUCGGGAUCUUCUCAGAUAAGUUUGUAUGUAAGAGUGCCACUACCAAAGAAGAAAAGUUUCAGUUUUUGUCAAAGGGUUGCAGAAACACAUUGACAAUAAGAUUUUUUACAGACUGUGGAUUAUUCAUGAAGUUUAACGGCAGUAUAUCAACAAUUUGAGACAAUAAUGCAGUUUUUUUUCCUCUGGUACGAACACAUUUUGUGUGGCUUCCAGAUAGAGAUAGAUAGAUAGAUAGAUUGGAUAGAAUUGGAUGCUAGUUUCACAGGUCCGACAUUAUGUUGAAGUCUAAACGAUUUAACAGAAAGAAAAUCCCUUUAACCAUGUUUUAAUGGUUUCCGAAUAUUGUUAAUUUUAAAAGGAAUGUUACUAAUUAUAUAUUCAAGCUGAAUAUCAAUCCAACUUAUAUAAAACAGACAUCAAAUUCUAAACUAGACAUUCAUGCAUAGUCAUAAUAUUUAAGCCAUUUUCUCUUCCUUUUUAUUUUGCACAGCUUUGACAUGAAUUGGCACAAAAUGGCUUGGCUGCUUUGAAUAGAGUAGUUAGGCUGAAUAACAUUUUAGCAUUUAAACUUGCAAUGGUACUUUGCUUAGUUCCCUCCUUUCAUUCGAUGCUCUUUUUUUAAUGUAUUGUUUCAUUAUUUGACACAAGGUAAUUAUGAGAAAAAUCGUUAUUUAGUUACUGUAGACAUUUCGGCGUGACACUGUGUGAUAUAUUUUAACCUUAAAUUUUGCACCUAUAACUCUCAUGCAAUUGUCUAUAUUUGCAAAGACAUAGUGUCAACCAGUAGCAGUUAUUCACAAUACUGUUUACCAUUACACUCAGAAAUCACUGUAGUUUCCAUAUUCAUUUUAAGCGAUUUAAAAUAUGAGUAUGAUGGUCCACUGUAAAUGUGUUACAGCAUUUUCCAUCAUAUUGUGGUGAAGGUUUUGCAAUAUCAUAGCAAAAAGAAUAAGCAACUUAUUUUGUGAUAGCUUUCAGGUGUAGCAUUUUUAGGCGUUUGGAUUUGAAGCAAUUUUGAGUAUGCAUUUGUGACCAAAAUUAAGAAAUGUUUUGAAUUAUAACUUAUUAACAGAGAAUAUAUUUGGUUUAAGUUAUCUUUGUUUUCAAUGUAUUUAUUACCAUAAAAUUACUGUAUUUAUACUGACAUGAUUUAAUUUGUGCCAUGUGAGGAUGAGAAAUCGUUUGUAUAAUUUUGAUCUGCACUGACAAUGUCAUUGGUUUAAACUUUGGGUUGUUUUGUUUGCUGAAUGCCUUGAUAUUAAACUUUUUAAUGUGA
This is a messenger RNA of Triplophysa dalaica, 2487 nucleotides long. It is a transcript of the gene fam72a, whose product is annotated as family with sequence similarity 72 member A. NCBI's taxonomy places the organism in Eukaryota, Metazoa, Chordata, Actinopteri, Cypriniformes, Nemacheilidae. Gene Ontology annotation, cellular component: cytosol. The coding region runs from base 583 to 1029 and encodes 148 amino acids. The record is from RefSeq and is a predicted model, not a curated record. The transcript has 4 exons.